Molecule: messenger RNA, 444 nt
Organism: Botrytis sinoallii
Lineage: Eukaryota; Fungi; Ascomycota; Leotiomycetes; Helotiales; Sclerotiniaceae
Exons: 3
Coding region: 1-444 (147 amino acids)
Biological process (GO): translation
Cellular component (GO): ribosome
Molecular function (GO): structural constituent of ribosome
Source: RefSeq, a predicted model, not a curated record
AUGGGUCGCGUUCGUACCAAGACUGUUAAGAAGUCCGCCAAGGUCAUUAUCGAGAGAUAUUACCCAAAGUUGACUCUCGAUUUCGAGACCAACAAGAGAAUCUGUGAUGAGAUCGCCAUCAUUGCUUCCAAGAGACUCCGCAACAAGAUUGCCGGUUACACCACCCAUUUGAUGAAGCGUAUUCAACGUGGACCAGUCCGUGGUAUCUCCUUCAAGCUCCAAGAAGAGGAGAGAGAACGUAAGGAUCAAUACGUUCCAGAGGUUUCUGCUCUCGAUGUUUCCAGCACUGAGAGCGGACAACUCGAGGUCGACGUCGAGACAAAGGAUCUCCUCAAGUCCCUUGGUUUCGAUUCUAUCCCAUGCAACGUCACCCCAGUCACUCAAGCACAAACCACCGAGCGUGGACCAAGACGAUUCGGCGACAGACCUGCCCGCAGAGAAUAA